Elaeis guineensis (African oil palm) is the source of this 767-nucleotide messenger RNA. RefSeq names its product major pollen allergen Ole e 10. The record is from RefSeq and is a predicted model, not a curated record. Lineage: Eukaryota; Viridiplantae; Streptophyta; Magnoliopsida; Arecales; Arecaceae.
UAGCCGUUGCCCUCCUCCCUCGCCCAAUCUUAAAAGCAGUCCCCCUGCUCUCACUUCAAUACUGAAGGCCUCCAAACGUAGAGCAAUGGCCAGAAGAGUUGAAGCAUCUCCGUUUCUCCUACUCUUCUCUUUUGCAGUGCUCUUGCUUGCUGGGGGAACAAUACAGUUGGUACAAGGACAGAAAACUUGGUGUAUCGCAAAGCCUUCAUCUGAUGAUGCUACUCUUCUAGCCAACAUCAACUAUGCUUGCUCUCAGGUGGAUUGCAGUAUACUGCAAAGGGGCCGCCCGUGCUUCUACCCAGAUAACCUCAUGUCCCAUGCUUCCGUUGCCAUGAACCUCUACUACCAAGCCAAGGGCAGGAACUACUGGAAUUGCUACUUUAAGAAUUCGGGGAUCAUAACAAUGACCGAUCCAAGUUUUGGUAGCUGUGCUUAUGCCUAGUGCCUAACCAAGAAGACAACAGCGUUGCUCGACCAAACAAGUCCAGCAGCAGUGCCGGGCAUUUUGGAUCAGUUUUUUCUAGCAAAUUCAAAAGGAAGUCGUUACCAUCUUGCUAUCAGAGAAAUAUAUAAUCAUCUAGAUAUUGCACAUUGUGGCCAUCUCUUCUGGAACUUUCUCCUUUCUUCAUUUACUUAUUCAUGUAACAAUGGACUAAAGAUAGCACAUCAGCAGUGCCAUGCAUUUGCAUCAAUUGUUACCAAUGAAUUCAAAAGGAAGCGAUUGCUAUCUUGCUAUCAGAGAAACAUACAAUGAAUCCAUUCUGGCA